AUGAAAGAAUUUAAUGAGUUUAUUGAUAAGUGUGAGGUAUCUGAUUUACCAUUACUUGGAAGGAGAUUGGUCUCUGAUCACUGUCCUCUUCUUUUGAUGGAGGAUAAGAGGGACUGUGGCCCAAAACCCUUUAGGGUAUUAAAUGCUUGGUUCUUACCCAAAGAUUUUCAGAGGUUCUGGGAGUCGAACUGGAAAGAGUCCAGUGUAGUAGGCUGGGCUGGGUUUUUACUGCUUCAAAAAUUGAAGAUAUUGAAAAGUGGCCUUAGAAGUUUGAAUGUGGAGGUUUUUGGUAAUGUACAAAACAAAUUAAAGGCAGCAGAGGGUGAACUUCACUGUUUUGAUAUUCUGGUUGAGGGUAGAGACCUCGAUGGUGCUGAAAAAGUUAGGAGAAGUGAAGUUAGAACUGAGAUGUGGAGGUGGAGUAGGAUGGUUGAACGGUUAUGGCUGCAAAAGUCAAGACUUAAUUGGGCAAUGAAAGGGGAUAAAAAUACAAGAUAUUUUCAUGUAGUUGCAAAAUGCAGAAUAGUUAGAAAUGAUAUAAACUCUAUAAUAGAUGGGGAGGUAGUGGUUGAAGAUCCGUGUUAA
Camellia sinensis is the source of this 585-nucleotide messenger RNA. Lineage: Eukaryota; Viridiplantae; Streptophyta; Magnoliopsida; Ericales; Theaceae. The record is from RefSeq and is a predicted model, not a curated record.